This is a messenger RNA of Trypanosoma theileri, 1383 nucleotides long. RefSeq names its product putative galactokinase-like protein. Gene Ontology annotation, cellular component: cytoplasm; cytosol. Gene Ontology annotation, molecular function: ATP binding; galactokinase activity. The transcript has a single exon. The coding region runs from base 1 to 1383 and encodes 460 amino acids. Lineage: Eukaryota; Euglenozoa; Kinetoplastea; Trypanosomatida; Trypanosomatidae. The record is from RefSeq and is a predicted model, not a curated record. Gene Ontology annotation, biological process: carbohydrate phosphorylation; galactose metabolic process.
AUGAACCUUACCAGCUACACAGAUGAGCGCCUUGACGAAACCAUUUCGCAGCUGAAGCCUCAUUUCAUGAAGAGCUUCAAUGUGAAAGACGAGUCAGACGUUGAGUGGAUUCUCUUUACAUUUGCCCCAGGACGCGUCAAUUUCAUCGGUGAGCAUGUGGACUACAUGGGCGGUUACGUUUGCCCCGCUGCUGUGGGAGACGGCUGUCACAUCCUCGUUGGUCGCGUAGCGCACAUUAACGACGACAAGCUGCGCUUUGCCACCACCCGCGGUGAAUACUUUGAGCUUGAGGACCUGAACGACAAGUCCCACAACAAGGCGUGGACCACCUUCAUUCGUGGAGCGGCUGCCAUUCGGCUGGCCCACCACGGCGUAAAGCUUGGCGCAGCACCGCUGAAGGGCCUUUGUAUGAUGAUCCUCGGAACGCUGGAGAUGGGUGCAGGCAUGAGCGCCUCCGCAUCUUUCGACGUUGCACUGCUCAACGCAUUCUCCACAACCAUCACGGGCCGUCAUCUGCACGCGAAGACACCAUCCGGGCGGCGGUACGCCAUACUCCCGAGGGAGUCCCAUGAUGAUAUGAUCGAGCUUGUGAAGCAGGGACGUCGCAUUGAGACAGACUUCUGCGGUGUGCAGAUUGGCAUCAUGGAUCAGUUCGCCUCCGCCUUCUCGGUUGCCAAUUCAUUCAUGGUUCUGAACUGUACAACACUGGAGUACAAGCUCUGCGAUAUCACGCCAGUUACUGGCGACGAUGCCUGCUUCCUCCUCAUUGACUCCAUGAUUAAACACGAUCUGCAGGGCGAGACAGCAGGAACGUACAACACCGUUCGGAGCGAUCAGGAAGAUGCUCAGGAGAAGAUCUCAAAGAACGUUCUGGGUGGCCGCCCGUUCACCUUCACCGAGCUUGUCCGUGAUCCCAAGAAGUUCACUGCCGAUGGUGACGCCCCCGCGUUCGUGAAGUCGUGCCAGAGGUUCCUCACAAGCGGUGAGUUUGAUCGCGGCUACUACAACGUCACGGAGCAGAUCCGCACACGUGACUUCAUCGCUCUCACCGACCCCAACAGCGGUCUGACACACGAGGAGUGCUUCAAGCGCGCAGGUAAGAUCUUGAACGAGGCACAUGAGGGCAUGAAGACACUGAUGAAGAUUUCAACUCCCGAGCUGGAUCUCAUUCAGUCGACAAUCAACGAGGACCCAGAUGUCGCCGGUGGACGCCUGAUGGGCGGUGGAUUCGGUGGUUGCGUCAUUCUGCUACUCAAGAAGAGUGCUGUGGAGCGCGUGGUUUGCAACGUGCGGGAGAAGUUCAAGGCUCGCUUUGACGUGGAGAAUAAGGUGUACCCCAUUGCCAUGGGUGAUGGUGCCUUUGUGGUAUCAUUGAGCAGCUAG